GCCCAAUAAUAAAACCCUAAUAAAGAAGAUUCCUAGGGUUUUGCUCUGCAUCUUGUACCAUAAAAUCGAUCCAGUCUUUCACUCACUGAGCUUCGGAUCUGAACUCACUGCCCUGUCUGCUUUCAAGCUCAGGAUUUGGUUGAAGAUUGUAACUCGUUGCUUUUAUCAACAUGAGUCGGCCAAUGGAAGAAGAUACUAUUAAGAAUGAGGAAGAGGAGUUCAACACUGGACCACUAUCUGUGUUAAUGAUGAGUGUUAAAAACAACACCCAGGUGCUUAUUAAUUGUAGAAAUAACAAAAAGCUCCUUGGUCGAGUGAGAGCAUUUGAUCGCCACUGCAACAUGGUUCUUGAAAAUGUUAGAGAAAUGUGGACUGAGGUUCCAAAAACUGGAAAAGGCAAGAAGAAAGUGCUUCCAGUUAACAAGGACAGAUUCAUCAGUAAGAUGUUCCUCCGAGGAGAUUCUGUGAUUAUUGUUCUUAGGAAUCCAAAGUAAGAUAGAUUUACAUUUGUGAUACUUUUUCAACCCUAUGAACCAUCCCACCAAACGGUAGAUACUUUCAAAAGGCUUUUCAUUUGUUAAUUUCACAUUGCGAUGCCAUUCCUUGAUAUCAGAUUGGUGGGAUUAUCUAACUCUUUCUAAUUUGGAGCAACUUCACCCAAGUUGUUGUGUUGUAAAUUAAACGGAUCAUAUCUGAUGAACUAGACGAGUUUAAAUGUUGAAUGAUGUUUUGGCUUCUAGCUAUUCAGUUUGAA
This is a messenger RNA of Mangifera indica (mango), 754 nucleotides long. Its product is annotated as probable small nuclear ribonucleoprotein Sm D2. Gene Ontology annotation, molecular function: RNA binding. Gene Ontology annotation, cellular component: U1 snRNP; U4/U6 x U5 tri-snRNP complex; U2 snRNP. Lineage: Eukaryota; Viridiplantae; Streptophyta; Magnoliopsida; Sapindales; Anacardiaceae. The coding region runs from base 171 to 494 and encodes 107 amino acids. The transcript has 6 exons. The record is from RefSeq and is a predicted model, not a curated record. Gene Ontology annotation, biological process: spliceosomal snRNP assembly; RNA splicing.